This is a messenger RNA of Lingula anatina, 1362 nucleotides long. Its product is annotated as high-affinity choline transporter 1. Gene Ontology annotation, biological process: transmembrane transport; acetylcholine biosynthetic process; choline transport. The record is from RefSeq and is a predicted model, not a curated record. Gene Ontology annotation, cellular component: plasma membrane. NCBI's taxonomy places the organism in Eukaryota, Metazoa, Brachiopoda, Lingulata, Lingulida, Lingulidae. Gene Ontology annotation, molecular function: choline:sodium symporter activity.
GUAAAGCUUUUGUGCCUAUAAUCUUAAUAUAUAUGCUAGAGGGGUAACACACACACGUCCUUCAUCUGACGGUAUCUGCUUUGCAUUACGAGAGCGCGUGUGUAAGGAGAUGUUUCAGAUCGCUGAUGGUUUUCGUCGUUUACAUUAAUCCACUAGCGGCAUCUGCCCUCAAGACAUUGUGUACAUGACACCCUUAUGCUCAACUUUGUAAGGUUAUAAGGUGUGGGGCAACAUCAAAGAAAACCAUAAGAAGAAAAAGAAGACUAUUAAACGUGCAACUUGUCAACCUGCUCAGCUGUUUGCAGCAGGGAAACUUACAAAACACAAUUUGAGCAUAUUCGUUGAGGAAUUACAUAGAAAUUGAGACACUCUUUACGCAGCAUGGCCGUGCACGUCUGGGGCCUAGUAGUCAUCAUCAUCUUCUACGUCCUCAUCUUUAUCUUGGGUAUCUGGGCGGCCAGGAGGAAUAAGAAACGAGGGAAAGAAACCACAAGUGAGGACAUCUUGUUGGCAGGGAGAAACAUUGGACCGUAUCUUGGCAUUUGUACUCUAACAGCUACCUGGGUAGACGGCUCUCUCAUCAGUGGUGUUGCCGAGGGUGUCUAUACUUCCGGUCUGGCUGCUCUCCAAAUGCCACUAGGGUAUUCCAUGAGCACGGUCGUAGCUGCAUUAUUCUUUGUGAAGAGGAUACGUCAGGACGGCACCGUCACUAUGCUGGACCCAUUGGAACGGAAGUUUGGUAAAAUUAUGACCGGGUUCCUGUUUCUGCCAGCGCUCUCAGGAGAUAUGUUUUGGUGCGCAGCAACCUUGUCGUCAUUAGGUACCACCUUAACAGUAGUGGUUGGGCUAGACCACUGGAUCGCCAUCACGGUGUCGGCAGCUGUGGUCCUGAUAUACACGUUGUUUGGGGGGCUCUACUCGGUCUCCUACACCGACGUCAUGCAGAUGAUAUUCAUAUUCCUCGGCUUGUGGAUAACCAUUCCAUUUGCUAUGACAAGUCCAUAUAUGACGUCACUAUCAGAGACGUCACAGAACUGGAUUGGAACCAUCCAUAGCCGUGACGUCAGCACUUACGUAGAUGUGACGUUACAGUUAGUACUAGGAGGGAUACCGUGGCAGGUCCUGUGGCAGCGCGCCCUGGCGGUGAAGUCAGUGAAGGUGGCGAAAGUGACCAUGUACGCAGGCGCAUUUGGGGGUAUUUUAUGUACCAUUCCCCCACUUCUCAUUGGGAUGACUGCAGUGUCUGUCGAUUGGAAUUCCACGGAAUAUGAAGGAGAACUUCCUUUUGCUGAAGAUGAUGUAAAACUGAUAGCACCUCUUGUUCUGCAGUACGUCUGUCCUUUUGCUGGUGAGUUAUUGUAA